Cinclus cinclus is the source of this 462-nucleotide messenger RNA. RefSeq names its product receptor activity modifying protein 3 (gene RAMP3). Lineage: Eukaryota; Metazoa; Chordata; Aves; Passeriformes; Cinclidae. Gene Ontology annotation, cellular component: cell surface; membrane; signaling receptor complex. The transcript is spliced from 4 exons. The coding region runs from base 1 to 462 and encodes 153 amino acids. Gene Ontology annotation, biological process: intracellular protein transport; regulation of G protein-coupled receptor signaling pathway; receptor internalization. The record is from RefSeq and is a predicted model, not a curated record. Gene Ontology annotation, molecular function: coreceptor activity.
AUGGCCGAGAAGGCCAAUGGCGUUCUGGACUGUGUCAGGAACAUUAACGGUCUAAUGACACUUGGAUUAGCAGGUGCACGUCAACAGACUGAGCUCUGCAAUGAAUCUCUCAUGUUAGAAAAGUUGCCUGCCUGUGGGAAAUUCUUUGAAGAGAUGAUGAAGAAAGUGGACUCAAAAAAGUGGUGCAACCUGACAGAAUUUAUCAUGUAUUACGACAACUUUACCCAGUGCACAGAACGUGAAGCCAACAAUGCAAGUUGCUUUUGGCCAAACCCCCUUGCAGAAGGCUUUAUCACAGGAAUUCAUAAACAAUUCUUUUCAAACUGUACUUCAGAAAAGGUUCAUUGGGAAGAUCCACCAGAUGAAAUUCUCAUAACACUGAUCUUGAUCCCAGUCAUGUUGACAUGUGCCAUGAUAACACUGGUAGUAUGGUGCAGCAAGAGAAGUGAUAUCCUGGUGUAG